Wyeomyia smithii (pitcher-plant mosquito) is the source of this 1822-nucleotide messenger RNA. RefSeq names its product glutactin-like. The coding region runs from base 12 to 1742 and encodes 576 amino acids. The transcript is spliced from 5 exons. NCBI's taxonomy places the organism in Eukaryota, Metazoa, Arthropoda, Insecta, Diptera, Culicidae. The record is from RefSeq and is a predicted model, not a curated record.
CAAAACACACGAUGCUUUCAUUGGUUCUAUUACACACCUGGAUUGCAAGCCUCGUUCUGGUUGGAGCCCAAAGCCUGCAGUCACCAGUCGUGAAUAUCCCCGAGCUCGGUACGGUACAGGGAUCAAUUACGUACACAAGUUGGACCAACCGAACGAUUUACCAGUUCCUAGCGAUUCCGUAUGCUAAAUCUCCAACCGGAAAUUUGAGAUUUCAGCCACCAGUCAAAGCGCCUAACUGGGAGGGAACAUUAGAUGCAUCCAAGCCUGGUAUCAUUUGUCCACAGUCUGCGGGCGAGUAUGUCAACCUACUCGACGAAGACUGCCUCACCUUAUCGGUGUAUUCCAAUGACCUCACCACUCCUCGACCCGUAAUGGUAUUCAUCCAUGGAGGAUGGUUUUUCGUUGGAGCUGCAAGUCAGUACCAACCCAACUUCCUUCUAGAAGCAGAUGUAGUUCUGGUGGUGAUACAAUAUCGCCUUGGUCCAUUGGGAUUUUUGUCUACUUUAAGUGAUGAAAUUCCAGGGAAUGUAGGCAUUUUGGAUAUGAUACUUGCACUGGAGUGGGUCCAAAAUCACAUCGCUUCUUUUGGUGGCAACAAUCAACUCGUUACGAUCUUCGGCGAAUCUGCUGGAUCAGCAGGAGUAUCUGCUCUGUUACACACUCCGCUUACCCAAAAAAGACCGGAGCCACUGUUUCAUCGAGCAAUUCUUCAGUCGGGAUCUGUAUUCUCCCCAUGGGCUACAUGUGACACUCCGAUUGAUGGAGCUUACGAUAUUGCUAGACGUCUAGGUUGCACCGACAACUUGGAACAAUGUCUACUGCAAACAUCAGUCCAAGAUCUUGUUGAGGCAUUUGGAUCUCAUCGCACUAAUACAAUCAUCAAUCAAGGAUAUCCGAACGUUGCUGGCACAACGCUAGUCGUGGGUGGUCCUUCGGGACUUUUCCCUACGCAUCCCAGCACCUUGCCAGUUUCUUCCAACAUAUCCGUGAUGGCGGGCGUCACCUCUCAGGAGGGAUUGUUUCUGUUGGACGAAAUCUGCAGCUUACAACCGGAGAAACUGCAAUCGCUAAAUAGCUCCCAUGAUUUGCUAUCAUUCGUGCGCUUGCUGCAUGAAAAGUUUGGUCAAACGAAACUCGAUGGUGCUCUCGAGGGGUACGCGUUUUCGGAGCACUUUUUAGUGAGUGAAAUUGAUCAAUUUAAGUGGAAAAAUAUAGUUCUCGGUUUGACAGAUAUUUGUGGUAACCAUGGAAUCAAAGGGCCGGUUUUGGUGGACACCACAGCACUCGCAACAGCCAAUCCGGGUAGAGUUUUUCUUUACAGUUUUGAUUAUCCGGUGGAUCCAUCCGCGGAAUUGCCGCUGGUGAUUCCCUUUCCCUACGAAGGACCAGUACAUCAUGCAAACGAUAUGUAUUAUCUCUUUUCUUGGUCGAAUUUGAGUACUACGGAGACUAAGAUAGCUCAAGCCAUGGUUCAACUUUGGACUUCGUUUGCCAAGACGGGUGUGCCCACGGCCGAAAUAGUUCCCAACUGGUCCCCAGUGAAAAAUCUUUUUGGACCUUACUUGGUAAUCGACGAAAACAUGGAAGAAAAGGAAAACUUUCUGAACGAGUUUACGGCAACUACAAACAGGUAUAGGACCAGCUUGGCUAAUGGCAAAAAUUAUUCGAAUGUUCUAACGAUCAUCAUUGUUUGCUUGGUAUUUGUUUUUCGAAGUAUUCGAUUUAUUAAUUAUCGAAAAUAAUGCUACGAAAUUACACAUCGAUUGCAAGCAAACUGACAUGAACUACAGUAACUGAAACCCAUUUCAGUAAAUUUAGUAAA